UUGUACCUCAGAAAGAUUAAGAAGAAAUGAAAAAAAGGGAAUAUCCUCAUUCCCGUGUCUCAUACGAGUACAAUUCGUAAGGGCGAUUUCAAAAUACAACCUUCUACUUCUCUGUUUUUGUUCAUCUGUUUCCGUUUUGUUGAGAUCUCCCAUCUAUAAAAUACAUUAGUUGGGACAUCAUACCUUGAUCAAUAACAGCGAUCUCAGAACAAAAGACAUUCAAGAAGAAGAAGGACAACGGAAAGAAGGAAGUAAUUUGCUUUUGAGAAGUUUUCUUGAUUCUGAAGAUAUUGAAAUGGCAUCGAAUAGUGAAGCAAGGCCUCUGCCAAAAUUCGGAGAAUGGGAUGUGAAUGAUCCAGCGACGGCUGAGGGAUUCACGGUUAUAUUUACUAAAGCCGGUGAGGACAAAAAAACAGGUCGGAGCUCUAGCAAGGCAACUUCACAGAGGAAACGAGACAACGCUAAACCAACGGCAAAGAAAUGGCUCUGUUUUACAUUUUCUUGAUUUCUUGUAACCGACGUAAUCGUUUGAGAAUAGCAUUGAGAAACUUUUGUCGUAGAACUUUUAUCAUUUCUUUAGCGUUUCUCUUUAUAACAUGUUGCAGAGCAGAGAUGGAAAAGGGGUAGCUUCUUGUAUAUUCUGUUUGAUGUUUAAUGUUUUGUUUGUAAGUUUAAGACUAUAUUUUGACAACCUUCUUUGAUUCAAA
Capsella rubella is the source of this 707-nucleotide messenger RNA. RefSeq names its product RPM1-interacting protein 4. The record is from RefSeq and is a predicted model, not a curated record. Bases 296 to 505 code for a protein of 69 amino acids. NCBI's taxonomy places the organism in Eukaryota, Viridiplantae, Streptophyta, Magnoliopsida, Brassicales, Brassicaceae. The transcript has a single exon.